Molecule: messenger RNA, 1164 nt
Organism: Priceomyces carsonii
Lineage: Eukaryota; Fungi; Ascomycota; Pichiomycetes; Serinales; Debaryomycetaceae
Exons: 1
Coding region: 1-1164 (387 amino acids)
Source: RefSeq, a predicted model, not a curated record
AUGUCUGUUAUUGUGGUAGAUAAUGAUUUGAAAGACUCGAUUAAUGAGUAUGGACAGAUACUUGACUCUGUCAAUGAAAAAGCAGAGUUAGCAGAGAAAUUCCAAUCUUUUUUUAAUGAGAAUAACGAACUUACUAAAAGAGAGGAACUAGUAAAGGCAAUUCAUAAUAAUUCACAACCUGAAGUUUUAACGAAAUUACCAGAUAAAGAGUUUGAGCCGGCUUUUAACUUAUUGAUUUAUAUCAUAUUGCAAUUAGAGAAAUCCUUGGGCACAGCUAUCAUCGAUGAUGUAGUGAAGUGUAAUCCAGCAGUCCAACCUUCAUUAAGAGAUAGAAAGUCCGUAAAGACAUCAUCAAUUCUUUCUAUUUUGAGCAAUGCCUUUAAUUUAGUUCCAGAAACAUCUCCUAUCAGAAUAUAUAUAUUGAAACAAAUUUUAAAUCUCGUUGAAAACUCAUCGCUCAGUUUUUCAUUAAUUCAGACAUCAAUCGGUGACAAUAUUGUCACUUGGUUGGAGAAGGCCAAUGCACCACCGGAAGAGAUCAAGUUUUUGUUCUGGAAGUUUAUUACUUUAGAUGAGGAUUUUUCUUUGAAGUCUUUGGAAUUAAUCAAGACGUUUACUUCACACUAUAGAUUAAUUAACUUGGAUCAGUUGAUAAGAUUCGCUUUAUCUUCCGAGAUAGUUGACGUUUCAUUUUUGGUUAACAAUAAUGUCGCUAACGCCAUAAGAGAGAAUAAGGAUAAUGAACUUGUGGUUAUUUUUAACAGUUAUAUUAAAGGUGAAUUAAUAUCGUCAGUUCCUUCAGAUUUGCCUAAAGAUCUAAUUAUCUCAAAAUCAAGAAUCUUAGCAUUAGCAAAGUUCUUUGUUGAUAAUGAAAAUAAGCAUGUUUUCAGUUAUAAAGAUAUUCCAUUGACCGAUUCUCCAGAAGAAUUUGAAAAAUUAAUCAUCAAUUCAAUUAAAGCAGGUAUAAUCGAAGGAAAGUUAAACCAAGUAGAGCAAUCAUUUUACUUAACUAGAGUUAGUAGACUCAUAAUCGCUGGUGAAGAUAACAGUAAGGACUGGGAUGCUUUAAGGCAAGUCUUGGUAAAUUGGAAAAACUCGAUCACAAAUAUUGAUAGUAUUGUUAACACAUCAAGAGAAAAUAUUGUUAAUAACAAUAACAACUAA